GCACCGGGAGUGUUAUUUGAGUGCAUUCAAUCAUCCAAUUGAUUUAAUAAGCUAUGGGUGCCAUUCAAGGCAAACAAUCAGUGCUUAAGGGUGUCAUCAAAAAUAGUGAACAAAUAUCAUCAUUUUUAACUGAACGUCAAAAACAAUUGGUCAAAGAAAGCUGGACUAUAGUGGCACAGGAUUUGGUGGGCACCGGCACAUGUGUUUUCAAACGUCUAAUAACAAAAUAUCCGGAACUGUCAAAGUUGUUCAAAAAGUUUAUGACACUUCGCGAUGAUGGCAAAUAUGAUUGGGAUUUGGAUGGACUUCAACGACACGCCAAUCUAGUAAUGCAGGGCUUGGAGGCGGCCAUCGAUAAUCUGGAUGACAGUCGUGUACUAUCGCUUAUACUCAACGAUUUGGGCCGAAAACAUGCCAGAUAUCAGGUCCAGGAGGACAUGUUUGAUAAACUAUGGGAUGCGUUACGGUUUGGCCUAAAGCAAGCACUGGGAGAUCAGUUCAAUCGCGAGAUGUCCGACGCAUGGUUUGCCGUAUUUAAGUUCAUAUCGCGACAAAUUAUUACAGGUAUGAGACAACAGAGAUCAAUAUCCAAUCAUAUUUGA
Molecule: messenger RNA, 602 nt
Organism: Oppia nitens
Lineage: Eukaryota; Metazoa; Arthropoda; Arachnida; Sarcoptiformes; Oppiidae
Product: neuroglobin-like
Exons: 5
Coding region: 54-602 (182 amino acids)
Molecular function (GO): heme binding; oxygen binding
Source: RefSeq, a predicted model, not a curated record